GGGGUUUCGCCUGGAGAGCCGGAGCAUGGUGGUACACGGGACUCAGCCCCAGCGGAGGAGUACUACACACACAUUGGGUUGUACUCAGUGACAGCGCGAGGGGAGGAGGCGUACGUGUGCGGGGAGGGUGAGGAGUUGAAAGCACCGUCCAACACGUGAGGCUCAUGUGACUGUGUGGAGUCUGUGUCUGUAGCCGAGAGACGUGCCCGCAGUCACAGGGUUUAACACGUAGUCAAAACCCACCCAGCUCUCACACAUUCAGCCGCGCGUGGAGCCUCCCUAGACAUACUACUGAGUCCGGACCUCAGGGUGACAACGUUGAGCCGUGCCCAACUCCACUCCACAGCGGGAAAACACGCGCACUGGAUAACAGGAGAUACUUUUGACUUCUUUUCUUUUUCAUUUUUGAUGGUUUUUACUCGUUUUGAAGCUCGACUAAAAACACGUAUUUCCAACGAUUUGGAGGCUUUUUGAAGUUUUUCUUUGGAGUUUGACAGUGAAGCGACAUGGAGAGGAUCACAAGUGCGCAACCACCUCCCUGUAUGCCAAAACACUCUGCACUGGACAUAGCUGAAAUGCAAGGGUAAGAGGAAAUUGUUUUGUAUUAUUUCUAAUAUUAUAAAAAUAAGGCAACCCUUUACUAAAGUAUAACCAGCUACAAAUAAGUAAUUUUAUCAACUUGUCUCGAUAGGAUGGAUUUCCCCAUCUAUGUGUACAAAUCCAGACGGGGGAUGAAACGUGGGGAUGAAAGCAAGGUAAGUUUUAAUCUUAACUCUGAUUUUAUCUUAAUAUUAUCUUAUUAUUUAUCAUUUUGAAUUUUACUGACAGCAUUUUUUUACUCUUUAAAGGAGACAUACAAGUUGCCACACAGACUGAUAGAAAAGAAAAGGCGUGACAGAAUCAACGAAUGCAUUGCCCAGCUGAAAGAUUUGUUGCCAGAGCAUCUUAAGCUUACAGUGAGUAUUGUUGUCAACAUUCUGCAUGUCUGCUAUACAGCCUUGACAUCUGAGCAGUUUGUUCAUUGCAGCCUUGGAUUCAUUUUCCUUUUUUUUUUUUUAUUUAUUUUUUUUUUUUUUGAGUGCUAAAGAGAACAAAAGUUUGGGUCUGAAGUAGAAAGAAGAGUUUUAAUUAAUGCCCAAAUUAAAACAUGUUUUCAGUUCAUAAUUUGUUGGUAAAAUUUGCGUGUAAGUGGAUUGCAUGACUUCCCGGGUGUUUGAGGCUUGUCCUCUAUUCAGCUGCAGAAUGUGUUACAUAAGAAAGAUCAACAUGCUUAUCGAAGGUCUUCCUGUUUUAGACGCUGGGUCAUUUGGAGAAAGCUGUGGUGCUGGAACUCACUCUCAAGCAUGUGAAAGCUUUGAGUAACCUCCUGGAGCAGCAGCAACAGAAAAUUAUUGCUCUGCAAAAGGACCUGCGAAUAAGUAAGUCUAAUACCCAGACCGUUGCAUAAGCACUAAAUACAAAGUGCGGAUCAUUUUGUGACUCCUGUUUCAAAGAAUACUGUGAGACUAAAUUUUGAUAACGUGUGUUUUUCUCCAAUUAGCUGAUCAUGGAGGCGAAGAGAGCAGCGAGGAGAUGUUCCGCUCCGGGUUCCACUUAUGUGCGAAAGAGGUCCUCCACUAUCUGGCCGGUCAAGACAGUAGCCGGGACCUGACUCCCUCCCACGUCAUCGGCCACAUCCAAAAGGUAGCAGCAGAAGUCCUGCAGCAUCAAAGCAGUCCGAACCCAGAAGAGUCCAGCUCCCCACCUCCAGAGAAAAUGAAGAAACCUGCUGGGCAGCCUCAAAGAGCAUCUGAGGUCCCGGCAAAGAACUGCGUGCCUGUCAUUCAAAGGACUUAUCCCCAUGGGAUGGGGGAACAAAGUGGCAGUGACACAGACACUGACAGUGGCUAUGGGGGAGAACACGACAAGCGCGAGCCCAAAGCUCAGUGGUCAGAAAGUCAUCCAAAAGAGGGAGAGCUCAAGCAGGCUGGGUCUGAGAGGAAAACUGGACCCAUCAAGCAGGAGGGUGAUGAGCCUCAGGCCAAGAGGCCGAGGUCUGAAUCCCCAGAGGACGAGGUGUUCCCUGGUCACAUGGUAGGAGGCUCCGGCAGCUACAUGAGCCUGUCUCCUAACCAGCACCCAUUCUGUCUCCCGUUCUACCUCAUCCCCCCUGCAGCUGCAACAGCCGCAGCAUACCUUCCCAUGCUGGAGAAAUGCUGGUACCCUGGGGGCAUGCCAGUUAUGUAUCCUGGCAUGGGCGGCUCAGCAGCAAGUUUGCACCCAGAGACACUUCCCCCAUCCCUGGUGGUGUCACAGAGGGCAGGGUCUCCAGCACCCCACCAGAACCCCAUGGACUUCCCUGCUCCACAUAAAGCUUUAAAGCAGGUCUCCCCGUUGAACUUGGAAACCAAAGACUAAACAGAUGUGUUUCUGUUGGAAAUCCUACCCUCUGAAUGUUGAUGUCAAAUGGUCGGGACGCUGAAAAGAGGGUAAACAGACAGAAACGCACUGGUACCCUUUCAAAACCACAGCUGUUGUUUGGUCUAACAGAAUUUGGACUCUAUCCGAGAACCUGAAACGGCCUCGGCAUUUGUAAUCAGGUCCUCGCACACUGAAACAAUAUGUUAGUGGACAACAUGGACCAUCCGUGUGAAGGCUCGUAAUAUAUCACUGGUUGCAUUGCUCUACAACACUGUGAAGAUCAGUUUUGGUCAGGUUAGAGAUGAGUGUGCGAGACAUUCUGGAGAGAGCGGGAUCGAUUUGGAGGGUUUGUCUACUCAGCACCCAGUGUUGAAUGUCAGAGGUCAACUCAGAAUGUAAGGCCUAGAUAAGCCCCCCAAAAUUAUUUGGACCUACUUUUGCACACACAUACACACACACACACAGUCUGUAAUGAAUGUAAAGAUUGAAACAAAAGCCCCCCUGUAGAGGCUGCUUGAAUUAUUACCUGCUGUUGUUCUGUGAAUGGAGGAUCUACCUUCAGUGUUCGCCGCUCUUGUAACUGCAACUAACCAUCGUUUAGGAUGUUACCAAAAAAAACAAAAAAACAAAGCUGGUUUAUGAUGACUCCGGGUGUCACAAAUACUCCACUCAUUUGACCCAUCAGAUGCCCUGGGGCUUGGUUUGAGACGAGUGUCCACGAUGUCAAAAGAAUUCAGGGCGUUGUCACCAUUCGAGGUGUGUCUGUUGAAGACUAAUGUGGCCAUACGCGCUUUUAUGAUUUAAUUUGUGACUCAUGACUAUUUGUGUAUUUAGACAGAGUUCUUGUUAAGUCAUGUCUUGUAAUUAUUUUCUGUUUAUACAACUUGUACAUCUCUAUUUUUGAUAAGUGACCCACUGAGUGUAUUUGCGUUGCUACCAGACAAGGGUUUAGGUAGUAAUUUGCUGUAUCUAAGAGAACGUGUACAGUACAUAGCGUUGUGCUCAACCAGAUUCACAUUUUGUCCCCGAUUCCCCGUCAUGUUAAGGCCUGACCUUAGCUCAUGCUGUUGCCUUUACUCGAUUAAUGCAGACACAACAAAUGCAGGUUUUUUUUUUUAUGUAUUUUGCUUUAAAUGUUGUGUCUUUGGCAAAGAGAAAGAGUGAAUGUAAAGUUUAAGCUAAAAUAAUAGUUUUGUAUAGAAAACGGUACUUGGGGUUUUUAUCUUGAAAUGUAACAAAACAAUGUUUGUUGUAUAUAUUUUGUAUAUAAAGUAUUAUUGAUAUAUAUUAAAUAUUAAUAAAGUUUUUUUCCCACAUUCA
Xyrichtys novacula (pearly razorfish) is the source of this 3720-nucleotide messenger RNA. The record is from the annotation of a GenBank genome assembly. Lineage: Eukaryota; Metazoa; Chordata; Actinopteri; Labriformes; Labridae.